Molecule: messenger RNA, 2126 nt
Organism: Abrus precatorius (Indian licorice)
Lineage: Eukaryota; Viridiplantae; Streptophyta; Magnoliopsida; Fabales; Fabaceae
Product: E3 ubiquitin-protein ligase RNF14
Exons: 7
Coding region: 115-1935 (606 amino acids)
Biological process (GO): ubiquitin-dependent protein catabolic process; positive regulation of proteasomal ubiquitin-dependent protein catabolic process; protein polyubiquitination
Cellular component (GO): ubiquitin ligase complex; cytoplasm
Molecular function (GO): zinc ion binding; ubiquitin protein ligase activity; ubiquitin conjugating enzyme binding
Source: RefSeq, a predicted model, not a curated record
AACAAAGAAAACACAAACAUAGACGAGGGGUUCUCCCAAUUAGGAUGUGGUUAUCAACUACCUAAGACAAAACAACACACAUAUCGCAACACAAAAGGAAUCAGCAUAUACAAUAUGAGAAGAAGCAGAGGAAAACAGCACUGCGCUGCGGAGGAGCCUUCUUCUAACUCUCAUUCCGUCACCCUGGGUGAAGGUGUUAAUGUUAACAUCACUGACACUGUUAUGCCUCAAGAUCACGGUAAAGGAGAAAGUGAUGUCUCAGAGCUCAAUAUCAUCGGUGACGUAACAGGUGAAACCGAUCGCGGUUGUAGUUCGAUCAAGACCAAGGAAGGAGACGGUGAGAUUGAUUUUAAUGCUAGGCUUGAUAAGUUACUUAAUAACAUCGAAGAACCUGAAUUGUCUGAGGAAGAGACCAGAAUCAAUGAUCAGUUGCAGCAAGAUGAGAUACUUGUUGUGGAGUCAAUUUAUGGAGAAGACGUUUUCAGCCUUGAGAGAUGGAAAGGCCUGCAUUGUUUUCAGAUACAUAUACACAUUGAUGUUUUGGGAGAAAUUGCCAUUACAGCUAAGCUGAACUCUUCCAAUGAACAUGAUAUUGUUAGCAGCAAUUCAGAUGACUUCUCAUAUUCUUUCAAAGUUCAAUAUCUUCCACCUAUUGUUUUGACGUGUUUAUUACCUAAGUCAUACCCAAGCCAUCGACCACCUAUUUUUACAAUCUCUGUUAAGUGGUUGGAACCGGUCAAGAUUCUGAGUCUGUGCUCCGAGUUGGAUUCAAUAUGGGCCGAACAACAGGGGCUGGAAGUAAUUUACCCUUGGGUAGAAUGGUUACAUAGUUCUUCUCUUUCUCAUCUGGGAUUUGAUAAGGAAAUUACACUUGGUCCUUAUGGCAUGAAUCAUCUUGGGGAUGAGCGCGUUAUUUCUGGAGCUGGGUGCAUUGAAGUUGACAUUCCAUUUUUACGAAGUUACAAUGAUGAGAGACACCAUGAAUACUUCCUCAACGAAUUGCACGAAUGUAGCAUUUGCUUUAGUGAAUAUCCAGGUACUGAGUUUAUCCGGUUACCAUGUAAGCACUUUUUUUGCCUCAAAUGCUUGCAAACCUUUACUCAGAUACAUAUAAAGGAAGGCACCGUUAGUAAUCUUCAAUGUCCUGAUGCAAAAUGUAAGGUUAUGAUUCCACCUGGCCUUUUAAAACACUUGCUGGGUGAUGAAGAUCGUGAACGCUGGGAAUCCAUGAUGUUGGAGAAAGCACUUGCAUCAAUGUCUGAUGUUGUUUAUUGCCCAAGAUGUGAAACACCUUGUAUAGAGGAUGAAGACCAGCAUGCUCAAUGCCCAAAAUGUUAUUUUAGCUUUUGUACUCUAUGCAGGGAACGACGCCAUGUUGGCAUAGCCUGCAUGACCCUAGAUAUGAAGAUUCAGAUUUUGCAGGAUCGUCAAAAUUCAUCACAACUAAAGGAAGACCAGAAGCGUAGGGAACGUGAAAAAAUUAAUGAAAUGCUCAGUAUGAAAGAAAUUCAUCGUGAUUCCAAGCUGUGCCCUUCUUGUGACAUGGCAAUUUCGCGAACUGAAGGUUGUAACAAAAUGACAUGUGGUAAUUGUGGACAAUACUUCUGUUACCGCUGCAACAGAGCAAUUGAUGCAUCAGAUCCAUAUGGACAUUUCAGGGAUGGUUCGUGUGAAUUGUUCCCUCAAGAAAUGGUUGAGUCCUGGCAAGAGCGCAUAAAUCAUCGCCAGGCUGUAGGACAAUUACAGGCAGAGAUCUUUCCUCAACGUGGCUCAGCAUGUCCUAAUUGUCGUCAAUUUAAUGCAAAGAUUGGAAACAAUAAUCACAUGUUUUGCUGGGCAUGCCAAAGCCAUUACUGCUACUUGUGCAACGAGACUGUUAGGCGCGGCACCAAGCAUUAUGGACCAAAGGGCUGCAAACAGCACACCGAGGGAUAGUAUAAGCACUAUGCCUUAAGAACGUUUUUUAAGGCAUUGUGAGAUACGCGGGUUCAACAGGUUCUAGAUUAGUGAGGCCACCAUGAUUAAAUGCGAAGGGAUGAAACCCACCUCCUGAGACUAUGUUUGGGAAGAGAAGAUAAGAGAGGAUGUAUUUUUUAAUUUUAAAUUAAAAUAAUUAUAUAUUACUU